AAUUUUAAAUUUUAAAUUUAAAAUGAUUUCUAACCGUACGAUGUACGAUAAACGGACACCAUUGAUUGAUCCUCCGGAUCCCCACAAAGAGGAUCCGGAGAGGAUCCUUGUCCAAAAUUGACUAUUCUACAAUUUCUUUGUUCAUUAGUUAGGUUGGGCAAAGUUCAUUGUAAGCUGCUGGUUUUCGGGCAAUUUCAGAUGUGAGCUUAUUAUUAGUUACUGAACGAGAAUACAGAUUUUUUUUUAAAUUUUUUUUUUUUGGAAAACCUCGGCGGGACGAGGUAAAUUUAUUGAUAGGAAAAAAGAAGUUACACCUAGUUAGGAAAAACAUAAACCUUACCCCUCAUUGAAUAAGAAAAACGAAAUACAAAGAGGGUGGAGGACAUACACUUUACCCCUUUUGAAAAAGAAAAUACAGGAUAAAAAAGGGACAUAGAAUUUUAUAAUCUCGGCUAUUCAAGCAAAAUUAAUUUCAAACUAUCUAAGAAGAAUGAGCUUACGAAGAUAAAUAGCACCGGAAAACACUUGUUUAAUGUAGAUCGUUGAUGUUGUAUUCGUCAGAUGCAUCUCGCUAAUUCACUGAAAAAACAUCUUCUUAACGUUCUGAUCCAAUGCUAUUGCACAUUUAGUCAAAUUGACUCUAUGAUAUUAAUAACUGAUUUACUGGUCAUAUAAGCAAGAUUUUUAUAGGAUUAUCACAUCUAGAAGUAGCCGAAGACUAAUUCAAAGUUCUUUCUGCUGGUGAUUAUUUUUUUGCUGCUCAAUCUCCUCCAAGGAUUAUCAUCAUUAAUCAAUUAAUGGCCACAUCAUCAAUACCUAGUGUAACAUUAAAGGUAAACCCCAACCGGGGAGGGGACUUCGCCGCCUGGAAAGUCAAUUCGUUGGCAUUGGUACAAUUUAUUUCACAACAGACACAGUUUUUUUCUUCUGAAUUUUAGAACCGAAAGUGCUUUUAGUGCUAUGAAUUCCUCCAUGUUCUUCCUAUUGUUCUUAAGCUUGCUUUUGACACAGCAUUAUUGUGCUGAGGUAUAUAACAUAACUUCUUUGCAACCAUUAGCGCAGGGACAAACUCUUUUCUCCCCCAGCCACAUUUUCGAAUUGGGUUUCUUCAGCCCCAACAAUUCCGAAAAUAAGUAUGUGGGAAUAUGGCACAAGAAUAUGUUUCCUCGCAAAGUUGUGUGGGUUGCCAACAGAGAAAAGCCGCUUGCAGUUGCAGACGCCUUGGCUAGUUUAGCGAUUAACAAUGGGAAACUUGAGCUUGUAGAUGGGAAACAGAAAUCUAUAUGGUCAAUCAAUAUUCCGGAGUCAUCGUAUAGCUCAGCUGCAGUUCUUUUAGACACUGGAAACCUCGUUGUUGCGGAUGAUAGAGGAGCUCAAUUAUGGAAGAGCUUUGAUUAUCCUGGUGACACAUUUCUUCCUGGAAUGUUGAUGGGAUUUGAUAGUCAAUCUGGAAAGCAGAAUGUCUUGACUGCCUGGAAAAAUUUGAACGAUUCAUCAAGAGGGUUAUUCUUGGUUGAAUUGGCACCACAGAUCCCAGCUCAGAUAUUCGUUCGGAUUAACGGAUCAACUCCCUGCUGGAGAAGCGGUCCAUGGGAUAAAUCAAAGUUCAUAGGCAUACCCGAAAUGGAUGAUCAAUAUCUUAGUGGUCAUAUGGUGCUUGAUUAUGAGCAACAGGGAGCAGCGUCCUUUUUCUGCAGUAGUGCAUAUAACAAAAGUUUGGUAUAUAUGGAUAUCUCUUCAAACGGUAGACUGAAGACUAUGGUAUCGGAACAUGGUGAGAACUGGCGUAUUAACUGGGAGGCCCAAAGGACUCCAUGCGACUAUUAUGGAACAUGUGGACCUUUUGGGGUUUGCAAAGUUACUGAUUCUCUAACAACUCCAAUCUGCAAGUGUUUGAAAGGGUUCGUACCCAAGUCACUUGAGGAAUGGAGUAAGGGAAACACGACAGGAGGGUGCGUGAGGAAAGCCAAAUUGUUUUGUGAGAGUAACACAAGUCAGCCAGUUGCUUCAGGAGGAAAAGAAGACGGGUUUCUAAAAAUAGAAAGCGUAAACCCACCAGAUUUUCAUGAGUAUAUUUUGAAUAUGGAUUUUCAAGGCUGCAGGACUCAGUGCCAAAAUAAUUGUUCUUGCCUGGCUUAUGCAUUUGUUACCAAUAUAGGUUGUUUAAUCUGGUCCCAGGACCUUUUAGAUAUUCAGCAGUUUUCCACUGGCGGAGUGGAUCUCUUUAUUCGCCUAGCUGAUGCCGAAUUUGGCGAAGGAAAGCGAACAAAGUUAAUUGUCAGCCUUACAUCUAUAUGUUUUAUCAGUAUUGCUGCAGUAGUGUUCGGUUUGCACAGGUUACGCGCUAAACAAAAGGGAAACAUCAAAGUAACAACAAUGCGCAGUGAAUUGAAUGACAUGACUAAGAAUUCAAGGGACACUAUCGAAGAACUUAUAAGAAAACAUGAUCCAUCAGAGCUUAUAAUCUAUGAUCUUGAUAGCAUAUUAAUUGCUACGAGCAAUUUCAGCAUCAACAACAAACUUGGGGGAGGAGGAUUUGGCCCCGUUUACAAGGGAAAGCUACAAGAAGGGAAGGAAAUAGCAGUAAAAAGACUGUCUAGUAGCUCGGGGCAAGGCAUAGAAGAGUUCAAGAAUGAAGUGAUGUUGAUCUCUAAACUCCAACAUAAAAAUCUUGUUAGGAUCAUGGGUUGCUGCAUUAAAGAUGACGAGAAGUUAUUGAUCUAUGAGUUCAUGCCAAACAGAAGCUUGGAUACUCUUCUAUUCGAUCCAAUGAGAAGAGGAGUGCUUGAUUGGGCUAAACGCUUCAAUAUUAUUCAAGGUGUCGCUAGAGGACUUCUUUAUCUCCAUCAUGAUUCCUGUUUGAAGGUAAUACAUAGAGAUUUGAAGGUCAGUAAUAUUCUCUUGGAUGAGAAUAUGAACCCGAAAAUUUCAGAUUUUGGACUGGCACGCAUUGUUCAAGGGACGCAUAAUUUAGAAAACACUCAGAAGGUGGUGGGAACUCUUGGCUAUAUGUCUCCGGAGUAUGCCAUGAGAGGGAUAUUUUCUGAAAAAUCCGAUGUCUAUAGCUUUGGGGUCUUGCUAUUGGAGAUUAUUGCCGGCAGAAAGAAUACCAGCUCCUUUUACAAGGAACAAGAGCUAGGUAUCCUAGCUUAUGCAUGGAACUUAUGGAAUGAAGGCAAGGGAUUGGACUUUGUAGAUGAAGUAUUGGCAGAUUCAUAUUCGGCAUCAGAAGUGAUGAGAUGCAUGCAUAUCGGGCUUCUUUGCGUGCAAAACAAUGCUGCAGAUAGGCCAACAAUUGCAGAUGUGGUUUUCAUGCUAAGGAGCGAGACAGAUUGUGCGCAGCCUAAGCAGCCUACAUUCACCUUCCAAAACUCUCUAUCUGAUCUUCAACCACACCAUAACCAUGUUUGGUCUGCAAAUGAAGCCACCAUAUCACUUCUCGAAGGACGAUAGUAAAAGAAUACGUGUUAAAAGAGAACAUCCCCAGCUCAUUGAAGUCCCUACUCAAAUUUACAAGUCAAAAGUCAGAGCGCUGCACUAUCUAGAAUAUCUAAAUAAAUCUCUUAAGAUUGUUGUCAUGGAAUGUUAGUGAAAAAUCUAGAAACAAACCACACGUGGUUGGGCAAAGGAAU
Molecule: messenger RNA, 3632 nt
Organism: Malus domestica (apple)
Lineage: Eukaryota; Viridiplantae; Streptophyta; Magnoliopsida; Rosales; Rosaceae
Product: G-type lectin S-receptor-like serine/threonine-protein kinase At1g61480
Biological process (GO): recognition of pollen; protein phosphorylation
Molecular function (GO): ATP binding; protein serine/threonine kinase activity
Source: RefSeq, a predicted model, not a curated record